CACACACACACACGCAUCUGUAUGAAUAUAUAUAUGAACGUGUGCAUCAAUCCAUACUAUUCUAUACACCAGAUGUACACACGUAUAUUCGCACAUGCACAUCUGGGUGUGUGUGGAGUUGUGAUAUCGAGAUGUAAAGAAGCCAUUGGUUCUCUGUUGACUUGGCUGACUGGGGUUGUGCUGGGGCGACGGGGUUGGCCGGGUGACAGAUGUCAACAAGUAGCUGUUCGCUUGGCCAGCAUCCCUUUCUUCCACUUCUAUCCAACCAACACUCGGAAUUCAGCAUUGCAGCCUGCACGUCUCAUAACACAUCUUCGCAAGCGUAACACGUCCUCAGAGUGACCGCCUUAUCUGGGCGAGAGGUCUUCUUCAAUCUCAUCCGUUCCGCCCUGUGUUACCUCCUUCUUCUCCUCUCUCAUCUCCUUUUCUCUUAUCUUGAAUGCCUCGAGUCCAGCCGGACGACGACCUCGAAAUCAACAUCGACCCAUCCGGCCCAAGCUCCCCAAUUUCCGAAGCGCUCCCGUUGCGGACCGACCGCCGACAUAGCAAAAACCCGUCAUUUCUCGGGCGAGAGGCUGCGCACCGCGAAAGACUCCGGCAUAAGACAGGACACAGCUUCGGGGUCGCCUGCCAUUGAGACAGCGUAGGAUAUCAGAACAAAGAUGGCAUCGGACAGCGGCCGCGACUCAGAGGUUCGCCCCAGCAUAGAGCGAGACCUCCAUGAUGACAUAGACGCCCAUGACGAUGACAGGCAUGAGGAUCUGGGGGACGGCGGCUCGGUGCUAAGUGAUAGGUCACACGAUGAUCACGACUAUAGCGAAGAAGAGUAUUUGCAGCCGGAGUACGAAUCCGACCUGCCCCACGGCACCGCUACCUCCCCCGAUGAUGUCGGCGACAAUAGCUCGCACCACGGAGCUACGGACGAGGACGUCUUCAGCGAGAAGAGCCCCAGGAGCUCGAUGGGCUCGUUCGAAAGCCGGCCGGAUUCGCGCAAGGCACGCAGGGAAACAGACAAUAUGACGAAUAUGCAUCGUCCGCCUAGGGUCUCAGACAUCUCUCAGUACGACAAGGAGGAGUUUGCCCCAGCGGCCCGAGGCACACCGCGACCGCCUUUUCGGACACCUUCGGAUGUGCGCGGUGUGCACGUGUCUUCACCGACACCUUCUGUGCUAGGCUCACCGCGGUCCAACAACAAGAAACAUUUCCCAACCGUCUCCCGCCUAGGGACACCCAACACCUCCGCGCAGUACUCGCCGAAGAGGAUGUCGACGCCUCCGCGCUUUAAGGGUCGCAAGGAGGCGCCUCUCGUCCUGCUCCACGUCACCCUCCUCCCCCUGCGGUGGGUGUGGGCCGACCUGCUCAACCACGUUGAGACGGAGGAGAUGAGCGAGCGCGCGAAGACGCUGCGAGAAUCCUGGCGAAUCUUGCAGGACCGCAUCGGCGACACCGUCAUCGAAAGGGGCAUCCUGCUGGGCCAUCCUCAGAAUGACUACGAGAUUCUCGAGGAGCGUCUGCUGGAGGCCCUGGAGCUUCCGCUCCGCCGACGAGCUCGGAUCUUGGAGUGCGGCCACUACCUCGGCCCCUCCAACGAGAUGUCUCUCGCCGACGAUGCCGAGAGCGAGGACGAGUACGGCAGUUCCGAUCAUCCCCGCUCGGACGAGCAGCGCCACUGGUGCGGGACUUGCAAGAAUGAGAUCCGGUACGAUUCGCUCGGCCCUGGCAAGGUUUUCCGAGUCAAGGUGUACGCUAGCAACGGGCUUAUGAAGGCCGGGGCAUGGGCAGCUUGCUGGAAGGAGAUGGAGCGCGUCGACGUAGAGCUCGAGCCUAUAGUCGAGCCCGACGUCCAGGAGGAGCUGGUCCGCCUCGCCGCGACACGACAGGAGCGUGACUUCGCGCACCGCGAGGAGGCCGAGAUCGCGAAGGAGGUGGCCGAGCAGCUGAAGGAGCAGCACCGGAAGGAAGAGGAGGACCUGCUGCGCGCCCACAGCAGAACUCCCGCUCGGUCGGAAGCAGAGUUUGGCCGAUCGUCCAGCUCCGCGGAGGAGCGCCGCAGGCGGGACGAGGAACGACUCCGAGAGGUAUACGGCGAGACGCCGCCCCCACAGAAAUCGGCGUCGAGAGAUCCGUCUAGCCAUCCUGGCCCGGAGUCGUACCGGCGCUCGCCCUCGCCGCCAUCACGUCCGUCGGCUCCCGAGGAACGUUACGGACGAAAGGGGCAGGCACAGAACUACGGGUACCGGAACGCUUCGUUCCCGGAGCUGCUGCAGCGGUCGGUGCGAGUCCUGAUGCAGGACCCGAAGAACGUCGUCAUCUUCGUCCUCGGCGUCUUCGUCCUCGUGCUCGCGGUGCGGCAUGCACCCGGGCCCUCUGAGCCCGUAUACGAGCCCGUGAUCCACAGGAUGAGGGACGGACCCAUCAUCCGCCGCGCCACCAUCGUGGAGACCUCGCAGGCUAGGGUCACGACCUCCGUGCCCUUCCUCGCCGAGCCCUCGGCGUCCCCCGACUACCACGAGUCUCCGGAGGCCGCCUCGUGGCAGCACAUUUCGGUCGACGACGACCCUCUCGAGGCCUCGCAGGAGCCUCCUAAGGCCGAAGAAUCCGAGACAGCUGCGCCGAGCUACGAGGAAGAACCGUCAGACGAGGUGACUGAGGAGCCCGCGACUAGCAGUGCUGCACCAGAGGUGCCCAAACCAGCCGUCGAGUUCGUAGUGGAAGAAACACCUGCUGCUCCCAGCUACGAGGCGCCGUCGGAGGCCCUCUCUCAGCCCACGCCCGCCCCAGAGGCCGCCACCGCCACGGCGGGGGUGUCUACCUUCUACGAGCCAUGCUACAUCUCGGCGGCCAUCCAGGGCCGGUUCCACGAGGGUGUGGCGCAGCUCGAGGAGACGGAGAUCCUAACGGAGAAGAAGGUCGUCCGCGUCGUCCACACGGUCACCGAGACCGAGGUCGAGACCUCCACUAUCAGGGUCACCACCACCACCGCCGCCGAGGCUGAGGCUGCUAUCACGACCCAACCUGAGCCGUCGAUUGCCGCCGUUAAGGAGGAGCUGUCCCCGGAGGAAGCUCUUCCGGUUGUCAAGGUGGAGCCAGAAUCAGAGCUCAAGUCAGAAAUCGAAGUGAACUCGGAACCCGAGCUAGAGUUGGAGUCAGAAAUUAAGGUGAACUUGGAAUCCGAGUCCAAGUCAGAAUUGGAGUUAGAGGCAGGAGAGCCUCUGGCUGCUGAGGCUGCCGCCGAGGAAGUUGCUGCAGAGUACUAAUGAUGUGGACGAAAAAGGGGGGCUAUGGCGGCGGGUACGAAUGGAAGACUCAUCUUGAUGUUUUUUGUUAUUUUUUUGCCUGUUUCCUCUGUUCCCUACAAUGAGCCAGGUUGUAUGGGCCGCAAUGGGAUGGAUCACGUUAAUGUUGGUUGACUCCCCCUCCCUGGGCCUGCCUCUCGUUUUGACAAUUCGAACACGGCUGUACAUGGUGGAGUGGACGGACAUAACUUAUCAGUCAAGAUUGCGAUAGACCGACGAUACCAGCAAAGCACCUGUGGUUGGAGAGAUGCUUGUCUUACAGAUCAGAGCCCCCUCUCAUCUGAUGAUCAUGGAUGUAAUGUUAGUUGUCUGCCAGUCUGUCUCUAGAUGGAGAUCUGGGGCUCACUUUUGCCGAUUCUACAUGGUCACUCCUACCUUAGUGAGAUAAUACCAUAUAAGGAUACAGUCAAUAUGCACUUUUAUAGUGAUAAACUUGAUUCUGUCGUGGUAAUUCACUUUACUCUUGAUGAAUACCGAAUAAAUCCCACGUAACUGGACGUCAGUAAUAAGGUGCUCUUCUUAAGGCACAGCAGCCUAGCUUUCAACAAUGAAGACUACCUCUCUAACACUCCAACAUACCGAA
Durotheca rogersii is the source of this 3879-nucleotide messenger RNA. RefSeq lists its product as uncharacterized. The record is from RefSeq and is a predicted model, not a curated record. The transcript has 2 exons. Bases 663 to 3257 code for a protein of 864 amino acids. Lineage: Eukaryota; Fungi; Ascomycota; Sordariomycetes; Xylariales; Xylariaceae.